This is a messenger RNA of Microplitis demolitor, 857 nucleotides long. It is a transcript of the gene mtSSB, whose product is annotated as single-stranded DNA-binding protein, mitochondrial. The record is from RefSeq and is a predicted model, not a curated record. Gene Ontology annotation, biological process: mitochondrial DNA replication; positive regulation of helicase activity. The coding region runs from base 200 to 637 and encodes 145 amino acids. NCBI's taxonomy places the organism in Eukaryota, Metazoa, Arthropoda, Insecta, Hymenoptera, Braconidae. The transcript has 4 exons. Gene Ontology annotation, molecular function: single-stranded DNA binding. Gene Ontology annotation, cellular component: mitochondrial nucleoid.
AUCGGUCCCAUUGUUUUCGCUGCCAUUGUUACCAUAAUUUAAAAAUAGAAAUUUAAAAACUUUUUUACCUUCGGUUGGUACGACUGAAUAGUAAAAGUGAGUUUUAAAUAAAAGGAAUUUCUCGUUUAUUUAUCAGAGCUUUGUUUUGUUUGAAUAAUUCAAUUAUUUAUAAUAAACUAUUUUUUAAUUAACAAUCAGAAUGUUUACGAAAAAAGUUAUCAAUCUCACGUGCCUACAACUAAACCGCCUAAUGCCAAAAUAUAUGUCCAAUGCUACAGAUCCAUCAAGAUUAGAAAAAACAUUAAAUCAAGUUUGUUUACUUGGUCGAGUUGGAGGUGAGCCACAAAAACGAGGAACUGAAGAGCAUCCAGUUGUAGUAUUUUCAUUAGCCACACAUACAAACUAUAAAUAUGAAGGAGGUGAUUAUGUACAACGUACCGAUUGGCACAGAAUAUGUGUAUUCAAACCGUACUUGCGUGACAACGUUUACUCAAAUUUAAAAAAAGGCCAGCGUAUUUUGGUAAACGGAAGAUUGAGUUACGGCGAAAUAAAAGACGACAACGGGAAUCCUAGACCUACAACCGCUGUCAUUGCCGACGAAGUCAUAUUCUUCCAAACGCAUAAACAAAGCGAAUAAUCAUACUUCAACAAAAGAACAAUCUUGUAUUAAUUGUUACUAUUACUUUCUUCAUAACUAAUUUUUUUACUUUCUUUCAUGAAAUACCUCGUAAUAUAAGUGUGUUUUAUAAUUAUUUGUAUAAAAGUUGAAAGCUCAUAAUAAAAGGGUGAAAAUAAAUAUUAAUAAUAAGUAAAUGAUUUAAUAUUUACAUCGUUUGGAGUAAAUCCAUAACAAUUAC